AAACCCUCUUCAUUUUCCCAGAAACCCACUUAUCUAAUCUCCUUCUUAAUCACAAUCAUCCUCACUCAAAAUUCUCACACUUUCUCAAAAUGUCUUGUUUCUUAAGCUGUGUCCGUUUUGAUACCACCGACAACAACAAACCCACGAUUACAGAAUCUGGUUCUGUCUCCGGUGUUACCUGUUAUACCUGGGAUGAUGUUGAGUCUCUCACUUCCAAUUUCUCUAGACUUAUUGGUACUGGUGGCUACAGUAGUAUCUACUUGGCUCGUUUGUCUGGCUCUAUCAACGCUGCUCUUAAGGUUCAUGUCAGUAGUCAUCGUCUUUAUCAAGUGUUUAGGUCUGAGCUUGAGAUUUUGCUUCGUCUUCAACAUCCUCACAUUGUUAAGCUUCUUGGUUACUUUGACGAUUCAGAGGAAAGUGGUGCACUAUUACUAGAAUACCUUCCUCAAGGUAAUCUCCAAGAGAAGCUUAACCGCAAUAGCAAACAAGUGUUACCAUGGAGAAACCGCACCGCUAUAGCGUUUCAGGUUGCGCAAGCAAUUGAACAUAUUCAUGAGAAAUGUAGUCCGCAGAUUGUUCACGGUGACAUCAAAUCUUCCAACAUACUUCUUGACAAACAUUUCAACUCCAAGCUUUGCGAUUUCGGAUCAGCCAAGGUUGGGUUCUCGUCUAUGGUUCAGCCUUCUAAGACAACAUCAACGAUGUCACCACGAUCCAAGCAAGUGAUGAUGAUUGGUUCUCCAGGGUACACUGAUCCUCACUACUUGAGAACUGGUAUUGCUUCAAGAAAGAUGGAUAUGUAUGGGUUUGGAGUGGUGGUUCUUGAGUUGGUUUCGGGUAAAGAAGCGGUUAGCGCUGAGAGAGGCGAGAUGCUGGUACAUACAUCAGCUCCGUUGAUUCACGAUAUUCUUGAUUCGAAUGGAGAUAUCACAGAAGAGAAAGCGAGAGAGUUCUUGGAUCCAAGGUUGUCCAGGGACAGUAGUCUUGAUCUAGAAGAGGUUAAGACAAUGCUAAAUGUGGCUGCUUUCUGUCUUCGCAGCCCGCCAUCGCUGAGACCCUCUGCUUCUCAAGUAGUCCAAACUCUUAUCAAGAAGAUCCCGUCGCUGUCUUUCCUCGGUUGCGGAAAAUAAGAGUGAUAUAUAACAAGCCCGUGUGUUUUAGAUGAUGAGGUUUAGGUAGUGAUUUUGUUGCAGGUCUUAGUCGGUUUAUAAGACGCAGAAAGAUCUGAAAACGUUUGCUGAGAAGAUUGAGUUUUGUUGUAUAGGAGAGAUUCUGCAAAACCCAAAAGAAAGAAGGAAGAUUCAAAUUCCUCUUCUGCUUUGUGAUGUGUAUAGUAAACAAGCAAACAAUAUUCGUGUGAAUUGCAUUUUGUAAACAUUACUGUGUGGAUGUAUAAUACAAAUGAUUGGAUGAA
Arabidopsis arenosa is the source of this 1414-nucleotide messenger RNA. NCBI's taxonomy places the organism in Eukaryota, Viridiplantae, Streptophyta, Magnoliopsida, Brassicales, Brassicaceae. The record is from the annotation of a GenBank genome assembly.